This is a messenger RNA of Funneliformis mosseae, 1668 nucleotides long. The record is from the annotation of a GenBank genome assembly. Lineage: Eukaryota; Fungi; Glomeromycota; Glomeromycetes; Glomerales; Glomeraceae.
AUGGACCCAAGAGCUGUGAUAACACCAACGUUAACACCACCGCCACCAAAUCCACCCUCAUUGUUUCUACACUCGCUACUUCCAUUAUUUUUGGUCCUAACUGCAUUCGGACCAGGUUACCAAACCAUUUCUACUUUUACCCUUCUCUACUUUCCCCUCUCUGUAUAUUACACAAGAACUUAUACAAGAUGGUGGUGGAUAAUUUUCUACUACCUGAUGAACAGUAUAGGGACUAUGUUGGCAUAUAUGAACACAUUUAAUUUAUCGGGAGUAGGGAAUUAUCUAGGAAUAUCAUGUGUUAUUGGGCUAAUUUUAAAUUUGAUAAUGCUUAUACCUAAUAUGUUUGAUAGAAUUGCUCAACGUAAAUUUUCUAGCGAUGGGUGGGCUAGAAUUAUGGUAUUUCCCUGCGUUUGGACAGGAAUAUGGACAAUUUUAUUGUAUACUUGGGCAUUAGGUGAUUGGGGGAAUUACGUAUUUGCCCUCUUAAACUACGGGGAGAUAAUGCAAUUUGCGUCAUUCGCGGGAUUAGGGGGAAUCAAUUUCCUAUUAGCGUGGAGUGGAACAGUGGGAAGUGAUAUCAUUUCAUUUCAUUUAUCGAAGCCUCAAAAUUUCGACGAGGCGCAAACAUCAAGUACCGGAUCCAUCAUCAUUUAUAAUGAAGAUAAUAGCACGGAUACAAUUUUACGUAUCCCACCAAAUCAACCGAAAAGGGAAUUAACAUUACCGACAUUUAUUAAUUCAUUGAGUCUCUACUUGUUUGUAUUGUUUUUGGUAAUCAGUUAUGGUAGCGUUAGGUUAAAUACGGAUUUUGUCCCUUUUUAUCAAAAAAGCGUUAAUGAUACUUUUAAAGAAGCAUUGAUUGGUUUCGGUUGUAUCACGAAACAGAUAAAUAAUGAUGAAUUAAAUUUUUACAUCAAUAUGACCCGGGAUUUAGCGAGUACGGGGAACAAAAUUAUUCUUUGGUCGGAGGGAAUCCCCGGCAUUACUACCGUAGACGAAUUACAUUACUUAUAUGAUUCAAUCAAAAAUAUUUCAAUGACAUAUGACGCUUACAUAGGUUUUACUUAUAUUGAAGGUAUUGACACGGGAAAAUACUUAAAUAAACAAGUGGUAAUUAACAAUAAGGGAGAGGUUGUUAUAGACUAUAAGAAAAGUAAUCUGGUACCUUUCGUAGAGACUUUGUUCGCUAAAGGUGAUGAUAAGUUGCAAACUUUUCAGAGUGAGGAAUUGGGAACUGUUGGCGCUGCUAUUUGUUUUGAUUUUGACUUCCCCAAAUUAAUCGGUCAGGCUUCUUCUAAAAAUGUUAAUUUAAUGUUGGAUUCUAGUGAAACUUGGGUGAGUCCGGUUGGUCCGUUACAUGCUCGUAUGAACGCAAUACGGUCAAUAGAAAAUGGUUUUACAACAUUUCGUUGCAAUUCACUUGGGUUUUCAGGAAUAUGGAAUCAAUACGGACAACCAUUACAUUAUAUACCAACGGUAAAUACGCCCAUGGUCACAUUUCAAGUUCCUAUUACAAUGAUAAAGAAUAGAGUUAAAACGGUUUAUUCGAUAUUUGGUGAAUCUUUUGGUUGGAUUUGUGUUGGAAGUAUUGGGGUUUAUUUAAUUGCUAUUAUUCUGGCUCAUAAAGGUAGUGAUCGAUGGAAACUUUGGGUCAUUUAUUGGUUGUGA